Molecule: messenger RNA, 986 nt
Organism: Ziziphus jujuba (common jujube)
Lineage: Eukaryota; Viridiplantae; Streptophyta; Magnoliopsida; Rosales; Rhamnaceae
Product: glutaredoxin-C11
Exons: 1
Coding region: 402-713 (103 amino acids)
Source: RefSeq, a predicted model, not a curated record
AGAUUAUGGAUUGUCAUAUUACAGAGAGGGUGGGGUGGUGAUGGGGCGAUGCUGCUUGCAACUUGUUUAUAGCACAUAGGGUCAGCAUCAAGCAAAUCAUCGGAGGCAUUUUUCUUAUCCAAACAAAUAUCUAAAGGAACUUCCUCUUUCUUAUCCGUUAUAUGUGUGUUUCUAUUUUGUUUUUCCUUUUCUAGAUUAAACAAUUAGAUCGACCACCCUCUCUUUUGCCCUUUAUAAAUAGGCUGAUCCAAUCCCAUAAUCCCACCAUAACCAACGCUGCAAAGCCAAUUCACACAGAAACAAACUUCCCAAGUUCCAAACUUCCACUCUGCAGUCUGCUUAAUUAAUUCCUUAGUAUAGAAGCAAAGCCUUUUUUGUUUUUUUUUGGUUGUUGGUUGAAAAUGGAUACCAUUAGAGACUUGGCAUCAGAGAAGGCUGUGGUGGUUUUCACAAAGAGUUCAUGUUCUAUAUGCCACAGCGUGAAGAUGCUGCUGUAUGAUCUUGGAGCCAGCCCUGCAAUCCAUGAACUCGACCGCAAUGCCAAUGGGAGGGAAAUGGAGUGGGCUUUAAGAGAGCUGGGGUGCAAUCCUGCUGUCCCUGCUGUGUUCAUUGGUGGAAAGCUUGUAGCUCGCUCCGCUAAAGAUAUCAUAUCCCUCCAGGUUAAUGGAUCUCUCAAACAAAUGCUGAAAGAUGCAAGAGCCAUUUGGUUAUAGUAAUACAAGAACUAAUACCAAAGAACACAAGGCUGCAUAUCAGUUUUUAUGUCAAAUAUAUACAUACAUAUAAACAUAUAUAUAUAUAUAUAUAUAUAAAGUAUGUGGUCCGAUACCAUGUUCACAAAUUUGUUGCUUCAGGCUUUGUUUUUACUCAACUUCCUGGCAACAAAAUAUGAAAUGUACUUGACUGUAUUGAAUAUAGCUAGUGUUACGAGAUCUCUUAGUUAUAUGUUUCAAUGAAAAUGCAUUACAAGUACUUUUAAUUCCCUA